This is a messenger RNA of Ruditapes philippinarum (Manila clam), 1107 nucleotides long. RefSeq lists its product as uncharacterized. NCBI's taxonomy places the organism in Eukaryota, Metazoa, Mollusca, Bivalvia, Venerida, Veneridae. The annotation marks the transcript as partial. The transcript has 9 exons. The record is from RefSeq and is a predicted model, not a curated record.
GUUGACAAUAAAAAUGUUGGAAAUGGUGCUGCCCCAACAAAAGUUACUCUGAACGAAAAUGAAUUGCUCCAUAUUUUGUGUGACGCUGAGUGUGAUGAGCUACAAAUCACUAGCACAGAAAAUAUAGCUGUUGUAUCUGGCUGGGACAACCAAGGUCACGCUUCAAGAGCGUCUGUAGUAGGAGACUCAUCGGCGCAGGUCAUUCCAAACAAGUAUUAUAGUGACGAAUAUGUUCCAUUUGCAUUUGGAUAUAUAAUCUUGAGUGAUGACCCCACUGAUCCAUCGAUCACUUAUACCGACCUCACCACAACUACUACAGUAAAUCAAGCUACGUUUUAUAAAGGUUCUGUUGGUACUGAAAUGUCAUUCGACAAACCGGUUUCUGUGUACUUGCAUGUUCCAGCCGCUACACCAGCACUUCUACAAUAUCCAUCUGUUGAACAAUGGGCAACAUCGUAUUUUUUACCAUUAGAAGAUGACGUAUCAUAUUUGGCUUACAUAGUUGCUCGCAAGGAUGAAUCUGAUAGUAUAACCAUGAAUGGUCAGCCAUGGCAGUCAUAUGGCAUAAAUAGUCCUGCAGCUGAUAUUGCAAAGCUUUCAACUGCAGGACCUGGGCCGGUGAAUUACGAAGUAAAAGGGUUUGCUAUUGACAAAAAUGCGUUAGGCGGCAAGUUACACGUCCACUUUGAAUCUGGAGACGGGUCAAAACCUUUCAUGUUAGUCAUAGUAAAUGUAGGCACUGGCAGUGCUUUUUUACCUUUCGGAGUCCGGUAUCCGACCACUAAUCGGUGUGUAGCAUCAACUUCGGUUCCUGGAGAUAACCUAGAUAACGACUGUGACGGUAAAGUCGACGAAGAGAUGCUGAAUAAUGUCGAUGAUGAUAACGAUGGCGAUACUGAUGAAGAUGUGGCUUUAAAUCCUAUCACAGCUGGAUCCCAAGGUAUCUAUGUGAAAACUCUUUUAAUAGCCGACAAUGCUGCUUUCACUGGCUCCACUACAGUUCAUUCUUCUGGUUGUAACAUUAUCACUCCAGACACAAAACUUAUGGGUGCGAUUUCGCCGUUUAAAAGAAACACUAAUCUUGCGGCAGAGUUCAGUGACUACUGG